Gamsiella multidivaricata is the source of this 3617-nucleotide messenger RNA. RefSeq lists its product as uncharacterized. The record is from RefSeq and is a predicted model, not a curated record. NCBI's taxonomy places the organism in Eukaryota, Fungi, Mortierellomycota, Mortierellomycetes, Mortierellales, Mortierellaceae. The transcript is spliced from 3 exons. Gene Ontology annotation, molecular function: ATP binding; protein binding; protein kinase activity. Gene Ontology annotation, biological process: protein phosphorylation. Bases 345 to 3509 code for a protein of 1054 amino acids.
GCUUUUGGAAUUCGUGGAGCAGAAAUUGGAUCCCGCAGUAUGCACUUUACACGUCCAAAGAAGAAGGACCCGUCCAUCCCACACUUUCCUUUCUUUUCUUUCCUCACAUACCGCACGUCGCUUGUCCCUCUCUUUCCUUCCUUCGUUCCCUGCCUGUGCGCCGCCAUCUCCACAUCACCUUCUCCUCAUCAACCUUCUUGGUGGCAUCUGCAUCACUCUUUUAUACCGUCUGUUCUGCUCGCUCUCUUCCUCAUCUUCCUUGCCGCUGCUUGUACCAUAUCCCCUUUGCUCUAUUUUCGUGUUCUACUUUCCUCAGGUCGUAUUCGACUCCCAACCAGCCAGUCAUGACAAUGCUGCCUACUAUCGACUUUAACAAUAUCAUAAAGCAUCCGCUUAUAAAGGCCACAGAAUACUCCGAGGUCCAUGGAGGGACACUUAUUAAGCCUGCCCAUAACUCGUCUGCCUCUGUACACUCGAUCUCAUCCGCCUCCUCCACCUCCUCAGCUCAGUCCUCAACCUCGCGGUUAGAUGAGCCAGAGUACAAGCCCGUCGUCCUCAAGUCCUGUCGUCACCCCGCGGACUUUCGCGACCUGCUGCAUGCCCUCAGUAAAUUGCGCGACCACCCUCAGGCACCCAAUCUUGUCGUCUUUUAUGGCGCAACGCGCGAGCACCCCUCCGCAACCUCUACAAGCCCUAAUUAUCCCUCAAAUGGAGCUAAAGCUGGCACUCAUGGCUCUAUGACCAUGUCCAUUUCCUCGCUCUCCCUCUCCUCGAAUUCUGGGCUUGCAGGAGCUACGUCUUCAAUGCAACAACUCGGUGGUGCGCGGGAUUGGAUAGUGACAAAACCGUCUGCGCAUGGAACGCUUCAUGAAUUCCUAAAAUCGCCUCAAGGGGUCGCGCUAGAUUGGAUGGACAAGAUCAGGCUGAUCCGAGGAGUCGCAAACGGGCUGUUAUAUCUACAUGACCAUGGUCUGCUGCACAUGAACUUGCACAGCGACAACGUCUUGAUCGAAAACGGACCCACUGCUGUUCUUACAGAUUUUGGGCAGACGUCAAGAUCUGUUCGCGGACCUGAACCAGCCGCCGAUUCUAACCCACCCACCAGUCCAAAACCAGGAGCAAGAUGGGUCCAUUCAGGAGGUGUCUUUGAAAAGGGACUGAUAUACACAGCACCUGAACGACUCGCCAACCCAGAAUUGAACCCGUGCACGACCGCGUCCGAUAUCUAUUCACUCGGAGUCAUCAUGCUGGAGAUCUUGACGGGGCACCGAUCUCAUGCAAGUCACUUCCUCACCUCCUCCUCUGCUGACGGCCACCUCCGACUCAGAGAGGCACCAGCAGCACCAGGAAAGUCAUCGGCGCCCUUACCAACCAUGUCAACGCCUCAGGGGACGCUAUCGCUACCGAGUGCCAUGGAGUCAUUGAUCCGAAAGAUAUGCUCGCGCGACCCGGCCCAGCGUCCAGGCCUGUUUGUCAUCCGAUCGCAGUUGAAAGAGAUGGCAAACACGUCGUUUGAUCUUCAUGUGCGCGAGCCCAUCAACAAAGGCACCACAGGUAUUCAAUUGAACGCUAAGAAGCCGAUCUCUUUGAUCUCUGUUGUCACGAUACCCACAGUCAUUGCAGAAUCUGGUGCAACGCCUUCUGAACCAAGUGUAUCAGGCGGAUUCAGUACGCGAUCGCUUAUUGAGCCUCUCACGCCAAAGUCGCCAUCGCAGGGCAGGAAACGAACAUCUAUCCUCCGUAAAGCACUGGACAUGUCCCUCAACUCCCCACCCGCAUCUCCAAAACGCAAAGAUAUCCAGAUUUGGGAAGCAGCUGUCAAGGGCGACACCAAAGCCAUCAACUCGUUACUUUCAAAGGGAAUCUCUGUCAACCAGCGGGAUCCUGUCACAGACUACACACCAUUGAUCUCUACGGUUGCUGAUUUGGAUAAUCCUAAUCAAGUACCAAAUAUCGCCGUUCUUGAGCUACUGAUCAACAGGGGAGCCGAGAUUAAUGCGUUCGACCAAAAAACCAAACAGACAAUUUUACAUCACUUGUGCUCACGGCCGAACCCUUCGCCGGCUGUGCUAAAUUUCUUGCUCGAUCGAGGUGCCAACCCGAAUGCUGUUAGUUCUGCACGCCAAACACCUCUGCACUACCUGGCCGAGAGAGCAAAGUCGUCGCCGCUGGAACCGAUGCGGUUGUUGUUAGAUUUCGGAGCGGAUGUGAAUGCCAAAGGCCCAGUCAUGUGGACGGCACUUCAUUUGCUGAGCGCCAGCGAAAAGCCCUAUCUGGAUGCGAUGAUGUUGCUUUUGACGCGGGACAUUGAUGUUAAUGCUCGGGAUAGCAACCAGUGGACGGCGUUACAUUUUGUCGCACAUUACAACCAGGAUCCAGCGCCAGCGCUCAAGAUUUUGGUGGAUGCGGGAGCGGACGUGAACGCGUUGACGAAACGACAAGACGGCGUGAUUCAGGUCUUGCUGAAGAGCAAGAGUAUUGAUCGACUGGCUGCAUUGGAGGUGAACGCUAACGGAGGCUCUGGGGUGAAUGGCAGCAGUAAUGGCCCUCCUGCCGCUGCAAGCUCUGGACUUGGUAUCUCUGGUGGUAGUAUGCUUGGACAGUUUGGUGGAAAUAACCGGAAACGGUCAUCGAUCACGACUAUAUCGACCAGCAGUUCAUUCACAGGGCCGAAUCUUGCCAGAAUAAGCACAGUUGCAGAGAAUGGGAUCACGGGCCCAACGCAGCCAGAUUUGGCGAAUGGUGGAAAUGUACUUCUUUCGCCUGAAGAGGAGGCCAAGGAGGAGAGUUUGAAGAAGCUGGCAGAUAUGAUGCGCUGGCUGAUUGUGGACUGUGGCGUGAACCUGGAGAACAGUCUGAACUACGAUGACCCAUAUCCGCCGGCGAGUCCAAAGAAUCAGCAUGUCCUCUAUCGGGCGAUCCGACUGGGUAUGCGACCGAUUGUGGCAGUCUUGUUGGAGACCAGUUUGGUAAUGAGUGAGAUCCAUGUACUGGACGAUGCGCUUCAGGUAACGGAAGAGAUGCUGAAUACCCUGAACGCGGGCAUACUGCCACAGCAGGGCAGUGAUGCUGGAACUGCACGUUCAUCAAUGGAGUCAUCAAGUUCUUCACGUUGUCAGUCUCAGCCGCACCAUCGACGGAACAGCAGCGUCAGCAGCAAUGGCAGUCUUCUCCAGAUAGGACAGGGGCACAAUGGCAACACCAAUGUUAUGAGCAGUGUGGUCACACCAAAGUCUUUGGCUGUUGCCGCAGCGUCAAUUAGUCGAAUCCAGGAGAUCGAGGCGCUUUUGAAAGUGUGGCGAUUUGGCGAUCAACGACAGCAGCUGCUGGAUUCUGUGAAGGCAAGGUUAGGGAGGUCUAACAGACGUCGGUCAGGUCGGCGAGAUGGCUCUGGACAUGGAGCUAGGGAUGACGAUGGCAGUACAGCCGGCGGCAGUAGUCCAGUGUCCUCUGCAUCGUUCGAGAGAGAUGGGGAGCGGGAAGGUUUAGACAGAACUAUGACAGCCUGAGGAUGAUUGCCAACCUCAAAUAAAACUCAAAGCACAUCAUAGGGGAGGCAUUAAGGUUUAGGCAUUCCCAAAAAAGGGAGACAAUUCAGGGGAAGGGCAGACUGAAAG